Molecule: messenger RNA, 1234 nt
Organism: Sphaeramia orbicularis (orbiculate cardinalfish)
Lineage: Eukaryota; Metazoa; Chordata; Actinopteri; Kurtiformes; Apogonidae
Product: methyltransferase-like protein 27
Exons: 7
Coding region: 1-1002 (333 amino acids)
Biological process (GO): lipid storage; positive regulation of triglyceride storage
Cellular component (GO): cytosol; lipid droplet
Source: RefSeq, a predicted model, not a curated record
AUGUUGAGAGUGUCCCACCUCCCAUUGGUUCACUCAGCGCUGCAGUCCAUGACGUCAGCCUAUACUGAUGUCAAAGGUCGCUACCCUCUGCUGGGGCUGAUGGGGGGUGUGGCUGGAGUCAGAAUACACAGCGUCUCUCAGGUUGCCAUGACACGAGCCACGCCCCUCCUCCAGAGUCUGGAGCCUCAAAGUGGUUUGUCACAGCGCAGAAGCUCUUACCUGGUCCUCACCUUGAUCCUUCCACAAGUGUACACUUGUUUCUUCAUCAUGUCCACCAGCAGCAGGACUAUUCAUGAUGCACACACUGUUAUUAAGUCCUGCAGCACAACAGACCCAAAGGAGAAGGCUAAAAUUUACAACAUCUGGGCAGAAAACUAUGAAGAGGAUCACAAACUGCUGAGCUACAGAGGGGCAUACCUGGCAGUGGACUUCCUGUCUGAACACUUCUGUGGACGUCCUGAGGAAAGUCUGGUUCUGGAUGUGGCCUGUGGGUCUGGAAUGGUUGCUAACUUGAUGACAGAACUGGGCUUCAGGUCCUUUGUGGGAGUGGAUGGCAGUAAAGGCAUGCUGGAGCUCGCUGCUAAAACUGGUCUGUAUCAGGACCUCAAACUGGCCUUACUGGGAACUGAACCACUUCCUGCACAGACUGGUGUGUUUGAUGUGGUGAUCACUGCAGGUGCUUUUUAUCCUGGUUCUGUACCAGUCAAUGUUAUCAGGGAACUCUGUAAGGCUGCAAAACCAGGAGGUCUGGUGUGCAUCGCAAGAGGCAACUAUCGGCGACCUAUACAUAUAGAAUACACGGAGAAUCUGCAGAAGGAGCAGCAGCUGAUGGAGGAGGAGGGACUGUGGGGUCUGAAGGGCACCAAACAGAUCGACAGAUACAUUCGAAACCCAGAUGUAGAGUGUGGUGGAGAUGGAGAGGACAUUCAGGAGGACCAGUUCAUCAGUGGGACUGUUUACUUGUACAAGAAGUCCAUCAGUGCAUCCACUUCCACUCAGUGAGCUCUAGUUAGUGUACACUAAUGUUAUCACAUUACAUCAUCGCAAAGAACGAGUGUGUGUGGACACGUUUCAUGAAUUUACAAUAAAAUAUGCAACAUCUCACUGUGACGCUUCUCUACCAGAUAAAUGAAUGAACAGACAUGCUAACAUACUAGAAAUGCAAAAAUACUACUUCCAUGUUUUUCUUUUAUAAGGACAUGAAUCUUUUCUUAACCCAUAAAGACCCAAUGUU